Molecule: messenger RNA, 1701 nt
Organism: Salmo salar (Atlantic salmon)
Lineage: Eukaryota; Metazoa; Chordata; Actinopteri; Salmoniformes; Salmonidae
Gene: atf3
Product: activating transcription factor 3
Biological process (GO): regulation of transcription by RNA polymerase II
Cellular component (GO): nucleus
Molecular function (GO): DNA-binding transcription factor activity, RNA polymerase II-specific; RNA polymerase II cis-regulatory region sequence-specific DNA binding
Source: RefSeq, a predicted model, not a curated record
GCAAGAGGACUCACUAUAAAAGAGGGUGAUGCAACGAACGCUUCAUCGACAACUGUAGCUUUCUUAACAGACAGAAGAGCCUCACAACCAGGAGCAGAAUAAAGGCCUUUCAACUAACAUCAUUUAUUCACUGAAAACAUAAUCAGUUUUUCAUAAUGAUGCUUCAGCAUCCGGGAUUCAGCCUGUCCGACAUCAGCGCGUCAGCCUUGGUACGCUGCCUGUCCCCGCCCGGAACACUCACGCUCGAGGACUUCACCAAUUUCACUCCCCUGGUAAAGGAGGAGUUGCGACACGCUAUCCAGAACAAGCGGCUGUCCAACGGACUGAGCACCGAUAUGAGCGACUGUGUGAGCUCAAGUUCAGACAGAACGUCUGAAGCUCCAAGUGUCAAGAGGGAGGAAAUCCCAGAGGAAAGUGACAGGAGGAAAAGAAGACGAGAAAGAAACAAAGUAGCUGCUGCCAAAUGUAGGAAUAAGAAGAAGGAGAAAACUGACUGCCUUCAAAAGGAGUCUGAGGUACUAGAGUCAGUGAACUCUGAGCUGAAGGCCCAGAUUGAGGAACUGAAAAACCAGAAGCAGCAGCUGGUCUACAUGCUGAACCUCCACCGACCCACCUGCAUCGUACGGGCCCAGAACGGCCAGACCCCCGAGGAUGAGAGGAACCUGUUCAUCCAGCAGAUCAAGGAGGGUACCCUGCAGAUGGAACAGCUGGACCACCACCACACCUCAGUGCCAACCACCUGUGGCCAUCACUGAUCCACACACUCCUGGGGGAAGUAGGGUACUACUCACUCACUCACUCAGUCAGACAGAUGCUCACUGUCCUCUGGCAACUGUACUGUACCUGCGUCAAGUGAAGGCUCUGUCGGGCCGGCAUAGCAAAGGAGCUUUGCGCGUCCCACUCCUAAACUGGACUUGACAGCACAAGGACGGACACCCCGUGUGCUACCUAGGGUAGGCUUGUGGUGUUCCGGCAAGUCGGGCGAAUGUCAAAGCACUAAAACAUAGAAAUACAUCCAAUGUGUUUAUUGUUUCCUUAAGUCUUUUACAUUGUUAUUCGAGGCUGAUGACUCAUUCUCAGUUUUUUUGUACCAAAGUAUUACGUCAAUGUGGUAAAGGCACAUGAUUUCACUGGUCAGUUGAGAUAGAUGCUUGUUGAUGAAAAAUCCAAUUAAAAUGGAGAGAUAGUAAUGGCUAUGUACCGUGUGUGACAUUAAUAGCUGUGUUAUUACUGUCAUAUAAGAGAAGAGGUUAAUCAUUGUGUGAAGUGUUUGCUGUUGUGUUUAUUGAAUAUAUUCUGUAGUAGCUGUGUCUAUAGCUCACUUUCUUCCCCCUUGACUUGCCUAACAAAAACCUCUGAAGCUGCUACUACUAACUCAGGAUAUACAGGUAUAGUUCAUAUCAUAGGAACCCUCAUGUUAUAGGACAGUAAAGGGAGUGCAUGCAAUGUGGAUUCAUUCAGACAGCAUUUCAACUAACUUACUGACAAUGGCACUGUUAGCCCUGGACUUCCCUAAAUGAAAAUCAGUCAUUACAUCGCUGUAAACUGGUGUAUUAGGAAUAGGCCCUGAUUACAUAAUGAUCUGUAGUAUUUUCUCUUAAGUGUUGAAGAUAUGGUUGUCUGAUUCGUAUUAGAAUUUCUUCACCUAGAUAAAAGUGUGUAGUUACUGUAUACCAAAUAUGUAAACCAAAUAACACCUCC